AUGUAUGACACUGAUAAAAUCAAAAAGAAGUAUGGCCCGCUCGGCGAGAGUAUUAUCGUGUGCAAACUGGAGAAGUCUGCCAAACACGGCCUUGGUCUUAGUCUUGCCGGCCACAGGGACAGGAGUAAGAUGGCGGUCUUCAUCUGCGGGAUACACCCAGCUGGGUCUGCUGCUAAAUCUUCGCCACCUGUAAAAGUUGGAGACGAGAUCUUGGAGGUAAACGGCCUAGUUCUACACGGAAGAUGUCACCUCAACGCUUCGGCUAUUAUAAAGGGACUUCUUGGACCUGUUUACAAAUUCAUCCUCUUGAGACGCAAAGCUGCUUUAGAAGAUGUAGCUGUAAAACCACUUACGCAGUUCCCUACAGCACUCGAAGAAGAGCCGGACGACCGGUUCGCAAACUACAAAGGUGUCCGGGACAUCACUAUAAAGAAGGGUCCAUCGGGAUUGGGCAUCAUGAUCAUAGAAGGCAGACACACAGAGGCAGGCCGCGGUAUAUUCAUUUCCGAUCUGCAAGAGGGAAGCGCAGCAGAACAAGCUGGUAUGAAUAUAGGUGACAUGAUCCUCGCUGUUAACAGGGAGUCUCUUCUAACCUGCAGUUAUGAUGCUGCCGCUGCAAAGCUGAAGCAGACAGAAGGUGUGGUCAUUUUGACAGUAUGCAGUCCCAAUAUGAAGGAUCCUGAUGAGUCUGGAACUUCCGGUGUCAGCGGGAGUCAAACGCCGAACCAAGACGGUCAGGCUCCGAAGCCAGCACCUUCGCCGGCCAAACCUGAGCCACCCGCUGACCCUGCAACAGCUCAGCUAAGAGCCAAUCAAGACACUGUGAUAGAAAUCAACUCCAACAACGAAGUGUUAGGAAUAUUGCUACUUGGAGGCAGCGACACUUUGCUUAACGGUGCAGCGGCUGUAGUACUAGACAUUUAUAAGAACGGGUGCAUCGCUAAAGAUGGGAGACUGCGACCCGGAGACCAGAUCAAGGACUGCAAUGGGAUCACCAUCACCAAAGAGAUGACUCACGAGAGGAUUUGCGUUUCUAUCAAACAGAAGGCACCCAAGUUAAAAAUGAACGUGUACCGGCCAGAGCCCAUAGUCUACGAUGAGAUCGAUGUAGAAUUGACUAAAAAGGGGGGCAAAGCUCUAGGGCUGGCGUGCAUACAACCUGUCCAAGGCACGGGAGUCUACUUAGGUGAACUGCUUGCCGGUUCACCAGCGGAAGUUGACGGGCGUCUCCAGCGCGGGGACUUCCUAGCAUCUGUGGACGGCAAGGAUAUGACGUCAGCAGACGCCCCGACUGCCGCCGCAGCGCUCAAACUUUGCACCAACAAGGUUCCCAUCAAAGUGAAGAGAUUCAAAAUUAAGUGA
This is a messenger RNA of Pieris macdunnoughi, 1362 nucleotides long. The record is from the annotation of a GenBank genome assembly. NCBI's taxonomy places the organism in Eukaryota, Metazoa, Arthropoda, Insecta, Lepidoptera, Pieridae.